CUUCUCAAGCAAAAGAGAAAGAAAAUGGGUGCUCUUGAUUACCUCUCCAACUUUUGCACUGUCACCAGCACAAGGAGCAAGCGCAAACCAAUGCAGACCGUUGAAAUUAAAGUCAAAAUGGAUUGUGAUGGCUGUGAGAGGAGAGUUAAAAAUGCUGUUACUUCCAUGAAAGGUGUAAAAACUGUGGAAGUGAACCGAAAGCAACACCGGGUAACAGUCAGUGGCUAUGUGGAACCAAAUAAGGUGUUAAAGAGAGUAAAGAGUACUGGCAAGAGAGCUGAAUUUUGGCCCUACAUUCCCCAACAUCUAGUAUACUAUCCUUAUGCAUCUGGAGCCUAUGACAAAAGGGCACCAUCCGGCUACGUCAGAAACGUUGUGCAAGCUGCUUUACCGUCUUCGAAUGCUGCGCCGCCUGAGGAGAACAUUGUCUCAUUAUUCAGUGAUGAUAAUGUGAAUGCAUGUUCCAUCAUGUAA
This is a messenger RNA of Juglans regia (Persian walnut), 474 nucleotides long. RefSeq names its product heavy metal-associated isoprenylated plant protein 21-like. The coding region runs from base 25 to 474 and encodes 149 amino acids. The record is from RefSeq and is a predicted model, not a curated record. The transcript has 3 exons. NCBI's taxonomy places the organism in Eukaryota, Viridiplantae, Streptophyta, Magnoliopsida, Fagales, Juglandaceae. Gene Ontology annotation, molecular function: metal ion binding.